AUGGCGGAUCCUAGUGCCGCAGUCUCUGAUAAAGCACCUAACGGGAAGAAGCGGAAAAAGAACGAGAUUGAUGGCGACGGCUUUGAAUCACUUGAGAUCGACAUCAAUGCACCGGAGCCCGCGUCUAAGAAGGCGCUACGAAAGGCGAAACGCGCGAAAGCAGUUUCUCACCCAAAGGAACAGGAGUUUGGUCCUACAGAUCGGAAGAAAGCCAGUAAAGGGAACGAGACUUUGACAAGCAGGGAACCUACGAGCAGAUCCCCUUACGGAAUCUGGAUAGGCAAUCUGCCUUUUUUUGUUUCAAAGGAAGACUUGCAGAAGUUCCUCGUUAGCGACACUGAUAAUGCAAUUGCGCCUGAUCAGAUUACCAGAAUAAAUCUACCUCAAGGAACUUCCAAACCAGGGUCUGCAUUUCAGAACAAAGGCUUUGCAUAUGUAGACUUCCUAUCAGCAGAUGUGGUUGAAAAAGCACUACACUUGAGCGAAAAGCUGGUUGGAGGACGCCGAGUCUUGAUCAAAAACUCUAAAGACUUCCAAGGGAGACCGCAACUCACUGCAAAAGCUCCCGAGCCGAAUCUACCCUCAACUAAGCGUAUUUUUGUGGGAAAUCUGGAGUUCGACGUUACCAAAGAAGAUCUGGAGCAUCAUUUCGAGGUUUGCGGACCAAUUCACUAUGUACAUGUGGCAACCUUUCAGGACUCUGGCAAAUGUAAAGGAUAUGCUUGGGUGGAAUUUGAGCAGCUAUCUUCAGCCGAAGGUGCCAUGAGAGGAUGGGUGGAGAUCAGUGAUCCUUCCGUGAAUGCUGAGAAGGAGAACAAUCCUAUGGAAACUGGCAAUUUCAAAAAGGUCAAGAAGCGUUUAUGGGUGAACAAGAUGGGAGGUCGAAAGCUGCGCAUGGAAUUUGCGGAAGAUAAGGCAACACGAUACAAGAAGCGGUAUGGCAAGGAUUCGCGCUCAGAGGGGUUGGGAGAUACAGAGGAAAGUGCCGCCCACCAAAGAGCCUCCGACGAAGAACAGGGAAGAUCAGAAGCCCAUGAUGACGCGUCAAAGGCAAAAGCGGGCUUGAAGAAGCUAUCAAAGAGCAAGCACCCUCAGCAUCUUCGUGUGGGAUAUUCCGUUGCCUCAAUACAAAAGUUGACGGGGGCGAUCACAGAAGGCCAGGGCACCAAAGUCACGUUCGACUGA
This is a messenger RNA of Endocarpon pusillum Z07020, 1185 nucleotides long. RefSeq lists its product as uncharacterized. The coding region runs from base 1 to 1185 and encodes 394 amino acids. The record is from RefSeq and is a predicted model, not a curated record. The transcript has a single exon. NCBI's taxonomy places the organism in Eukaryota, Fungi, Ascomycota, Eurotiomycetes, Verrucariales, Verrucariaceae. Gene Ontology annotation, molecular function: RNA binding.